Molecule: messenger RNA, 2825 nt
Organism: Monomorium pharaonis (pharaoh ant)
Lineage: Eukaryota; Metazoa; Arthropoda; Insecta; Hymenoptera; Formicidae
Exons: 9
Coding region: 732-1697 (321 amino acids)
Source: RefSeq, a predicted model, not a curated record
UAAUUAUUCAUAACAAGAUGGCAAACAUACAUAUGCACGAAUUAAAUAAAAUGUAUUUGGAUCACUCGCAAACCUUUUUAAUCAAACUUCAUAACUUUUCAUAUAAACUUCAAACGAUUCCAUAUAAUAACUUUGUUCAAUUAAUAUAUUCUGGCUAAGUGUCGGGUAAAAAAAUAAUUAAUUAAUUACAAAUAAACGAAUGACUUACAAAUCUUUUUAAUUGCACUUCAAACUUCUUCAUACGACAAAUAUAAACGAUUACACAUAGCAAUUAUUGAAAAAGCGUUCACUUCCGUCAAGUGUGUGCGAAUUGCAGAAUGGGUAUCUUUAUUUUUAGUUACGUGAUGUCUUUUGACGCUGAAAAUGAGCGUCAAGCGUCAGCGUGAAAAAGGCAUCUUGAUCUUUUUGGUUUUGGGUGGAUGUUUAUUUGUCUUUCAAUUUUUAGUUUUACACACACGCCCGCGCGUGCGCACACGCACGCACACAAUAUAGUAAUCACACAUUAGUAAUCUUGUAUAUGUUUAUAUGUAUUUACAUAUUAUACAUUAUGUCAUUCUUCGGAAAAUUGUGGCAAAAAGUUGUAUAAAAAUCAAUACAAGGACACAUUUCGUGAAGUAAAAUUGCAUCAUGGACAAGUCAUGCAUAGCAUUAAAUGUUAAUACAGGUUUGCUGAAAAACGGUAUGAUGAUAGACAUGCAAGAAAGGAGAGAGAAAUCGGUAGAGAAUUAAUUAUGUUGACGCUUGUAAAAACUAUUUUUGAAUGUGCGAUAGAAAAAAUGGAAUUAGCAGCGGCUUUGUCUUCUCUUAUGUUAAAUCCUGAAGUAUCCGUAAUCCUUACAACUGAUCAAAUAAACAUAAAAAAUGAUGACUUUUUGUGUAAUAUCAAAUUUUCUCCUAAAUAUUUACUACAAUCAACAUAUAUUAAUGAGGAGGAUUUAAAUAUAUGUCCUAAAGAAACUUGGGACAAUACAAUCAAAUUUGAAGCAGUCUUUAAAGUAUUUAAGAUUUUUGAUAAACAUAUCGAUGUUCUUCAUUCCAGUUCUCUAUAUAAACAUACUUCAAUGACAUUGGCUUUAUUUUUGCAUCAUAUUCGUUAUUUUUUACAACAUGUUGUAAACAGAUUAUAUUUCACGCCAGAACAAGAGAGAAGCAAAAAACUACAUUACAGAAAACUUUGGCAUUUAAAAAAAAAAUCUAUUGAAGAAGUUGCUAGCUCUACUAUGGAUUUGGAGAGACAACGAAUUAAUCAUAAAAAGACACUCAAAGAUAUAGUCAAACGAUACAAGAAAAAUAUAGUUGCUAUCGAUGGAAUUGAUAAAAGAUGCAACGAAUAUGUCACAAAUACAAACAUGAGAUAUGAGAAGAAACAAAUUGCUGUAUAUAAAAUAUGGGAAUAUGAACAAAAUGAAACGCAGUCAGCAUUAAAAAAUAUUAUCGAUGAUCUCGAGUCUUUGAAAGAUAUAAAUACAAAAUUAGAACAAGUUAUUCGUAAGCGAAAGUUGAUAACUGAAUCGAAGUUAUUGGCAAUAAUGACUAAAUAUGAUACAGAAAUUGGCAAUAAAUGUAGAAUGUUGGAAAGUCUUAGCCAAAUAUAUGAGUACGAAAAGCAAGGGAAAUACGAUUUGGAGGUGAUUUUUCUAUAUAUGUAUAAUUUAUGCAUUUUACGCGCGUGCAUAUGCAAAAAAAUAAUCUCGUGACGAUUUAACUUUAUUAUAGAAAGAAAUAAAGCGACAAGAGAUAUAUUUUGUUUUUAUUAAACAGAAAGAGAAAUCUAAUGUAACACUUUUUUAUAAAUCUUUACCUAUGUUUGAACAAGAACGCUCGGCAAGGAUUAUCCAAAACUGGUGGCGCAAGAUUCUCUUGAAUAGAGAAGGAAAAAAAAAGUUUAAAAGAAAAAAGUAAUUUUGUACAUAUUUUUUAUAUCACAAUGUAUCAAAACCCAUUUUAUGCAUGAAGCUUGGUUUAAUGACCUAUCAUUGAUUUUUCUUUUUGACUCUAAUGGAUAUUUUUAAAAUGUUAACUAAAUCUUAAAAUUAGAAGAAUGACGAAAAAACUUGAAAUGUUGUUUGUUUAAUGAACCAACCUAAUUUAUUUACAUUUCUUGUACAUUAAAUUGUUAGCUUUAUAAUAAUUUACUCCUUUCAUUUUAAAUACAAUAUUUUCAGUUAUAAUAAUUAAAUCUUGGUAUGUUAUACGAACAUAGUACAUGUCCCGUAUAUUAUUAAAUAGAAGUAAUAAAUGCUACGUAAUAAAUAUAAUUAUAAAUCUAUGUAAUAUGUAAAAUUUGAUUACGUGAUCGUCAUUGAUAAUAUUGUCGAAACAGACAACUCAAGGAGUAUACGAUGAGAUAUUUCAAUUGAAAUUUCUCUUUCACAAUUCCCAUAAUAUAUCUAUAAUAAUUAUUUUAUUGAGAACAUUCCGUAGUUGAAAUUGAAUAUGAGAAUACACGUUAACAACGAACAAAUAAUAAAAAUAUAAAUGUAUAUUUACUGAAAAAGCAUUGUUUUAUAAAUUAAAGUUUUUAUAAUAUAAAUUGUUAUGUAUUUAUUUUAAAAAUUCAAUAGUAAUGCUUGAAAUAAAGUAUUAUGAUUGAGACUCCUGGUCCCUUACCAUAGCUAUAUUGAAUUAGGAAUUUUUUCUCACUUACACAUAAAAAUAAGUUUAUUUUUUAUUUUAUUUGUUAUUCCAUUUGAUAGUAUAAAUACACUAAGUCCAAAAAACACUUUAUAUCGAAGUUACUUUUCGUUCAUGGAUUAAUAAAUAAUUUUAAAUCUCGAUUCAAAUUUUGUCAGUUGAAUCAAACGUUUAUUUAUGCAGGAAAAAAA